AUGGAGGGUCUCGAAACGAUGUACGAGGAUCCUAAUGCCGUGGACUUCAUUGACUGUGCUGUAAGUAACGUUGAGAGUAGCCUAGGCACAAGAAGCUACAAACAAGCUAACGACGUGACUAGGCUAGCCAUCUCUCUCACCACCACAUCAUGAAGAAUCUUCUAUUUUUCAGGUCUGCACCAAAUCCAUUAGGGGUGAUACCCUGUAUAAGAUUCACCUGACUACAAUACAACACAUCAGGGUAAGAAGCAAAGUUGCAGUCAAAUAUUUUAACUACUCACAAUUCACAACGAUCUGUUACUAUCUUAUAGCUACUAGAGUAAUAAGGUCAGUACACAUGACGAGUAAAAUUGCUGUUCACAAAAUAAAUCACAAUGAUACGUUUAAAAAUGGUUAUCAACUACAAUCAGGAGGAUGUGCUGAAUAGGGCAAUUCCAUGGUGAUGGAAUUACUUUUUUUUCUCACUUAAAAAAUGUAUGCCAAACAAAAACCAUGGAUUUCAAAGUUUAACAAACCAUACAACUCUAUGUACAAUGACUACUUUGAACAAUUUACACAGUACCUAGUUAAAUAAAAGGUGAAAAUAAAAAAGUAAAACAAAUUACUGGGCUAAAAUAAAAUUACAGUAAAAUCUCAAAUAAAAUCUAAUCUAAUUUUAUUGGCCACAUGCGCCGAAUACAACAGCGAAAUUCUUACUUACAGUCCUUAACCAACAGUGCAUUUAUUUUAAUAAAAAAAGUAAAAUAAAACAACAAAAAAGUGUUGAGAAAAAAAGAGCAGAAGUAAAAUAAAAUAACAGUAGGGAGGCUAUACAGUGGGGAAAAAAAGUAUUUAGUCAGCCACCAAUUGUGCAAGUUCUCCCACUUAAAAAGAUGAGAGAGGCCUGUAAUUUUCAUCAUAGGUACACGUCAGCUAUGACAGACAAAAUGAGAAAAAAAAUUCCAGAAAAUCACAUUGAAGGAUUUUUAAUGAAUUUAUUUGCAAAUUAUGGUGGAAAAUAAGUAUUUGGUCAUCUACAAACAGGCAAGAUUUCUGGCUCUCACAGACCUGUAAAUUCUUCUUUAAGAGGCUCCUCUGUCCUCCACUCGUUACCUGUAUUAAUGGCACCUGUUUGAACUUGUUAUCAGUAUAAAAGACAACUGUCCACAACCUCAAACAGUCACACUCCAAACUCCACAAUGGCCAAGACCAAAGAGCUGUCAAAGGACACCAGAAACAAAAUUGUAGACCUGCACCAGGCUGGGAAGACUGAAUCUGCAAUAGGUAAGCAGCUUUGUUUGAAGAAAUCAACUGUGGGAGCAAUUAUUAGGAGAUGGAAGACAUACAAGACCACUGAUAAUCUCCCUUGAUCUGGGGCUCCACGCAAGAUCUCACCCCGUGGGGUCAAAAUGAUCACAAGAAUGGUGAACAAAAAUCCCAGAACCACACAGGGGGACCUAGUGAAUGACCUGCAGAGAGCUGAGACCAAAGUAACCAAGCCUACCAUCAGUAACACACUACGCCGCCAGGAACUCAAAUCCUGCAGUGCAAGACGUGUCCCCCUGCUUAAGCCAGUACAUGUCCAGGCCUGUCUGAAGUUUGCUAGAGUGCAUUUGGAUGAUCCAGAAGAGGAUUGGGAGAAUGUCAGAUGAAACCAAAAUUUAACUUUUUGGUAAAAACUCAACUCGUCGUGUUUGGAAGACAAAGAAUGCUGAGUUGCAUCCAAAGAACACCAUACCUACUGUGAAGCAUGGGGGUGGAAACAUCAUGCUUUGGGGCUGUUUUUCUACAAAGGGACCAGGACGACUGAUCCGUGUAAAGGAAAGAAUGAAUGGGGCCAUGUAUCGUGAGAUUUUGAGUGAAAACCUCCUUCCAUCAGCAAGGGCAUUGAAGAUGAAACGUGGCUGGGUCUUUCAGCAUGACAAUGAUCCCAAACACACCGCCCGGGCAACGAAGGAGUGGCUUCGUAAGAAGCAUUUCAAGUUCCUGGAGUGGCCUAGCCAGUCUCCUGAUCUCAACCCCAUUGAAAAUCUUUGGAGGGAGUUGAAAGUCUGUGUUGCCCAGCGACAGCCCCAAAACAUCACUGCUCUAGAGGAGAUCUGCAUGGAGGAAUGGGCCAAAAUAGCAGCAACAGUGUGUGAAAACCUUGUGAAGACUUACAGAAAACGUUUGACCUGUGUCAUUGCCAACAAAGGGUAUAUAACAAAGUAUUGAGAAACGUUUGUUAUUGACCAAAUACUUAUUUUCCACCAUAAUUUGCAAAUAAAUUCAUUAAAAAUCCUACAAUGUGAUUUUCUGGAUAUUUUUUUCUCAUUUUGUCUGUCAUAGUUGACGUGUACCUAUGAUGAAAAUUACAGGCCUCUCUCAUCUUUUUAAGUGGGAGAACUUGCACAAUUGGUGGCUGACUAAAUACUUUUUUUCCCCACUGUAUAUACACGGGGGUACCGGUGCAGAGUCAAUGUGCGGGGGCACCGGCUAGUUGAGGUAGUUGAAGUAAUAUGUACAUGUGGGUAGAGUUAAAGUGACUAUGCAUAAAUAAUUAACAGAGUAGCAGCAGCGUAAAAAGAUGGGGUGGGGGGGCAGUGCAAAUAGUCCGGGUAGCCAUGAUUAGUUGUUCAGGAGUCUUAUGGCUUGGGGGUAGAAGCUGUUAAGAAGUAUUUUGGACCUAGACUUGGCACUCCGGUACCGCUUGCAGUGCGGUAGCAGAGAGAACAGUCUAUGACUAGGGUGGCUGGAAUCUUUGACAAUUUUUAGGGCCUUCCUCUGACACCGCCUGGUAUAGAGGUCCUGGAUGGCAGGAAGCUUGGCCCCAGUGAUGUACUGGACCGUACGCACUACCCUCUGUAGUGCCUUGCGGUCGGAGGCCAAGCAGUUGCCAUACCAGGCGGUGAUGCAACCAGUCAGGAUGCUCUCGAUGGUGCAGCUGUAGAAUUUUUUUGAGGAUCUGAGGACCCAUGCCGAAUCUUUUCAGUCUCCUGAGGGGGAAUAGGCUUUGUCGUGCCCUCUUCACGACUGUCUUGGUGUGUUUGGACCAUGAUAGUUCGUUGGUGAUGUGGACACCAAGGAACUUGAAGCUCUCAACCUGUUCCACUACAGCCCCGUCGAUGGGGGCGUGCUCCACUACAGCCCCAUUGUACGAUGGGGGCGUGCUCAGUCCUAUUUUUUUUCCUGUAGUCCACAAUCAUCUCCUUUGUCUUGGUCACGUUGAGGGAUAGGUUGUUAUCCUGGCACCACACGGCCAGGUCUCUGACCUCCUCCCUAUAGGCUGUCUCAUCGUUGUCGGUGAUCAGGCCUACCACUGUUGUGUCGUCGGCAAACUUAAUGAUGGUGUUGGAGUCGUGCCUGGCCAUGCAGUCAUGGGUGAACAGGGAGUACAGGAGGGGACUGAGCACGCACCCCUGAGGAGCCCCUGUGUUGAGAAUCAGUGUGGCAGAUGUGUUGUUACCUACCCUUACCACCUGGGGGCGGCCCGUCAGGAAGUCCAGGAUCCAGUUGCAGAGGGAGGUGUUUAGUCCCAGGAUCCUUAGCUUAGUGAUGAGCUUUGAGGGCACUAUGGUGUUGAAUGCUGAGCUGUAGUCAAUGAAUAGCAUUCUCACGUAGGUGUUCCUCUUGUCCAGGUGGGAAAGGGGCAGUGUGGAGUGCAAUAGAGAUUGCAUCAUCUGUGGAUCUGUUGGAGCGGUAUGGAAAUUGGAGUGGGUCUAGGGUUUCUGGGAUAAUGGUGUUGAUGUGAGCCAUGACCAGCCUUUCAAAGCACUUCAUGGCUACAGACGUCAGUGCUACGGGUCAGUAGUCAUUUAGGCAGGUUAUCUUAGUGUCCUUGGGCACGGGGACUAUGGUGGUCUGCUUGAAACAUGUUAUUACAGACUCAGUCAGGGACAUGUUGAAAAUGUCAGUGAAGACACUUGCCAGUUGGUCAGCACAUGCUCGGAGUACACGUCCUGGUAAUCCAUCUGGCCCUGCGGCCUUGUGAAUGUUGACCUGCUUAAAAGUCUUACUCACAUCGGCUACGGAGAGCGUGAUCACAUAGUCAUCCGGAACAGCUGGUGCUCUCAUGCAUGCUUCAGUGUUGCUUGCCUCGAACGAGCAUAGAAGUGGUUUAGCUCGUCUGGUAGGCUUGUGUCACUGGGAAGCUUGCGGCUGUGCUUCCCUUUGUAGUCUGUAAUAUUUUUCAAGCCCUGCCACAUCCGAAGAGCGUCAGAGCCGGUGUAGUACGAUUCAAACUUAGUCCUGUAUUGACUCUUUGCCUGUUUGAUGGUUCGUCGGAGGGCAUAGCAGGAUUUCUUAUAAGCGUCCGGGUUAGAGUCCCGCUCCUUGAAAGCGGCAGCUCUACACUUUAGCUCAGUGCGGAUGUUUCCUGUAAUCCAUGGCUUCUGGUUGGGGUAUGUACGUACGUCACUGUGGGGACGACAUCAUUGAUGCACUUAUUGAUGAAGCCAGUGACAGAUGUGGUGUACUCCUCAAUGCUAUCUGAAGAAUCCCGGAACAUGUUCCAGUCUGUGCUAGCAAAACAGUCCUGUAGUUUAGCAUCUGCGUCAUCUGACCACUUUUUUAUUAACCGAGUCACUGGUGCUUCCUGCUUUAGUUUUUGCUUAUAAGCAGGAAUCAGGAGGAUAGAGUUAUGGUCAGAUUUGCCAAAUGGAGGGCGAGGGAGAGCUUUGUAUGCGUCUCUGUGUGUGGAGUAAAGGUGGUCUAGAGUUUUUUUCCCUCUGGUUGCACAUUUAACAUGCUGGUAGAAAUUAGGUAGAACGGAUUUAAGUUUCCCUGCAUUAAAGUCCCCGGCCACUAGGAGCGCUGCCUCUGGAUGAGCGUUUUCCUGUUGACUUAUGGCCUUAUACAGCUCAUUCAGUGCAAUCUUAAUGCCAGCAUUGGUUUGUGGUGGUAAAUAGACAGCUAUGAAAAAUAUAGAUGAAAACUCUCUUGGUAAAUAGUGUGGUCUACAGCUUAUCAUAAGAUACUCUACCUCAGGCGAGCAAAACCUUGAGACUUCCUUAGUAUUUGAUUUUGUGCACCAGCUGUUGUUUACAAAUAUACACAGACCGCCACCCCUUGUCUUACCGGAGUCAGUCGGUCUAUCCUGCCGAUGUAGCGUAUAGCCCGCUAGCUGUAUGUUAUCCAUGUCGUCGUUCAGCUACGACUCGGUGAAACAUAAGAUAUUACAGUUUUUACUGUCCCGUUGGUAGGAUAACCGUAAUCUUAGGUCAUCCAAUUUAUUUUCCAAUGAUUGAAGAUUGGCUAAUAAGAUUGAUGGGAGCGGCAGUUUACUCGCUCGCCGUCGGAUCCUUACAAGGCACCCCGACCUACGUCCACGAUAUCUCUGUCUCUUCCUCAUGCGAAUGACAGGGAUUUGGGCCUUGUCGGGUGUCUGUAGGAUAUCCUUCGCGGCCGCCUCGUUGAAGAAAAAUUAUUUGUCCAAUACGGAUUGAGUAAUCGCUGUCCUGAUAUUCAGAAGCUCUUUUUGGUUAUAAGAGACGAUGGCAGAAACAUUAUGUACAAAAUAAAUUACAAAUAACGCGGAACAACUUGAUCCCUCAGUUUUAUUCCGUUAACAAAUGUAUCUGCACAGUUAUUCCUGUAAAUGUGUUUUUGUAAAAUGUUCAGUGGAAAUUGUUAAGUGGUCCUUGUGCAUGCAUAGAGUUCUAUAGUUAGUUAAACUUUGAAAUCAAUGGUUUUUGUUUGGUAUACAUUUUUCAGUGAAAGAUCUGAGUCUCAGCAUAAUUCCUUUACCACGGAAUUGCACAUAGACGUCCUCUUAUUAACCUCUUCUUUCCAGAACCAAGCUACUGUGUUUUGUAUUUUUCAAGAGCUUCCAGAAAGCCACUAUUGUUCACUUGUGCUCUCGUAUGGUAUUUUUCCUCUUUCCAGAUGGCUUCAUACUACUUGUACAAAAUAACCAGCAAGGUAUGGACUUAAAUAAACAUCACGUUCAGCUUUGCUUUCACCUUUGGUUUACCACCAGCACCUUCUGGUGCUCCCGAUAUAUGGUACAGUAUUUUCCAUAAAAAUAUUAUUUUAGUAAAUAUUGUUGAUGAACAUGGCAUAACGCCAACAAGAAUCAACGAACAAAUCACCAUGAAGAAUCCAAAACCUCUGGAUGUGUAACAAAUCUGUGCACACUGGAACUGUAUUUCAGUUUAAUUCUGUUAUCUCUUGAUUCCUCUUGCUCCCAGUAACAACCUUAAGAUGGGAGUGGGCCAACAAUAUACUUUUUCAUGUUGCGUCAUGGUUGAACAGAAACCACGAGAGACAAAAUGGUGGUCAUAUUCUUUGUGGAAAGGUGUUGACUUUGGAACUUACCGAUUCCUUCAUUUUUACUCUGUGCCGUAUUCAUGACGCUCGGAGAUGUCCCCUGUCUAGGUGCUGUAAAAUGCUGAUGGAUAUCACUGGGUUUGAAUCGUCAUGACAACUUGUGGGAAUAUUGGAAUGUAGAGAGAGUUGGAAGAAGGAAAAAUUGUCUAAGAUUGUAAUAUAAUAUGCCAUUUGGCAGACGCAAGCAACUUACAGUCAUGCUUGCAUACAUUUUUACGAACCCACUAUCCUGGCGUUGCAAGCGCCAGGCUCUACCAACUGAGCUACAGAGGACCAUGUCUAGGCUUGUCUUUAUAGGUUCAAAUGAAUCCGUUUACUUUUCCCAUGCAAAGUUGAGACUACCUUUGCCAUCAUACUAGGUUUGGUUCUUCAAUCCCCAUGUUCCGUUCUUAUGGAACAACUUGAUCCUCUUCAACUUCACUGCUGCUCCAAAGACUGACCUUUUUGCACUCAAAAGCAGUUCAUCUCCAGAAGGGACACCUAUGUCUUGUCUUCCUGCUUGGGUCUGUUCGUGAUUAAUAUUGAAAACAAAAAUGUCCUUAAGUAUUUCAAGAUGUUUUUAUAAGAAACACUGUCGGCUCCUGUUAAGUGAGACAAAUGUAAACUCUGUACAAAGCUGUUCACUAGUCUCAAUUGGAAUAGUGUUCAUUAUUUUUCAUUUACACCGGAUCUGCAUGCCCUGGUUUAGCGUACAAAUUAUGUCCGAAGCCCUAUCCGGAGCCAUCUGCAUUGAACCGUUGUCGAGCGAAAUAUUAUGAUAGAGAAAUAUCUUGUCUUCCCUUGGUAACCUCAUUCAAGUGAAGAAAAUUUCUUAGGGAAAGGAUUCACCCUUCUUAACUUACUUACAGGACUUUGUCACCACAGUAUCAUGGAUCUUAUUCACCUCUGAAGUAUGCCGAGUGUCUUCCACUGGCAUUUUUCUGACACUAGAAAUUAUAGUUCGAAGCAACCACAUUCCGCUUGCACAGUCGCUGUAUGCCACUUGGAGAUAUUUCAUCGUUUUCAAACCACCAUUUAGCAUUACAAUGCGCUAGUGAACAUAAGAGGAUGGACAAAGAGCAACGGACAAAACACAAAUUCCAAUAAUGUACUCAAUAUUUUUUUAAAGCUUUCAAAUCAAAUGAAGACACCCAGUUGCUAAGUUUGUCUCAAACCCAAACAACGGAAGUAUAGGUACUAAAUGAAAAGGGGCAGGUAAGCUACAGGUCGGAGUCGAGAUUGGAAUAAUGUAUAGUCUCACUCCCAAAUGGCCCAUCAGUGCACCUCGAGCUUUAGGUGUGGCUUCCCAUUAUAUGUAUGUGAUUCCGUCAUGGAUCCUAACCCCAUCUUUAUCUGUAGUUAUGAUAGCAAGGUUGCUGGUUACACCAACCAGUUACCCAAUGAUCCAUUGCUGAUUGACUUAACUGAACCUGUUUUUCUCGGUUGCGUCUCCCUUCAUUCCUGACAGAAAGAGGACACCCUGGUUGCUACUGGUAAGUAAUUUCAUCUUCCCUUCACUCACUGAUUGUCGACGAUGAGCUUGGACCUCGGUAAGUGGCUUGUUGCUGCCCCUUCCUUCUGGCAGGGAUAAAGGAAGUUCAGAGUUUCAAACCAGGCUCACAAGGCAAGCACUACCCUCUGUGCCAAUAGUGUUAGUGCACUUUGCAGAGAGGUUGUACGGAAGGGUUGGUACAACGUCGUUUUUGUUGAGUAAAAUUCUAUUAAACUGAGAUGCUGCGAUAUGAAGCUGCCACGAGGAGCACCAUGCAGCACCUCAGAUCAGAUGAGUGUGAUACAAGACCAUGCACAGAGUAUCACUGAGUAUCUGCUCAUGUGCACUUCAAUAGCCACAAUGUGAUAGUUGCAGGACCACAGGUACAUAGACUAAUUCUAAGCACAACUGACAUUUUACAUUCGUGUCAUUCAACAGCAGAGAAGUUUAGUCUCGUGCUCUUAGGGAAAUGUCUAAACCAUGUCCUUGGGACAUCCCAACUCUGACAUCACCCCGUUGAAAUGUAAAAGGAUUAGGGAAAGGUUUAGUAGAGCUAGGCGAUAUGGACAAAAAUCCAUAUUGUAAAAUAAUGCCUGAAUUGAUGUGACAACGAUAAAUAGAACAAGUUAAUAACGUGCACCAGUUUAUUUAUUUAUUAUCCUUUAAAGUACUACUACUAGUUUGAUGGCUGUAGCAAUCAAUUGUCCCAUUAACAAUCACCCAUAUUAGUAAACUUUCAUUUCAAACUUCACAUUUCUCUAGUAUCUUAUCGUAAUGAACGAUGUCAGCAAAAUGCUUGCGAUAAGUGAUCGGUAUGGUCGAUGUCGAUCAUCUUCGGUUUAUCAUCCCAGCUCUAGGGUUUAGGGUAGGGAUGUUCCAAGGAUCCCGGAUAGCACUAACCAUGCUUUUAGUUGUUGGGGAAAUCGGUCCUAUAUUGCUGUUUACUUUGUGCAUUGCUGACUCUACCUUCAAUCAGCGAUAAACAGUUUUGAAUAGAUCAUUGGAGAGGGGAAUAUGAAGUUCAGUACUAUAGCCUCACAUGGUAGCAGUUUCUGUGCACAUAUCUGCAAAAAAUGUGCUCUUCCCGUUUCGUGUGACGUCCACUCAUUGGUACGAGAGAAACAGAAUCUGAUUAUUUGUUACUGCAAAAAAAUAGCUGUUUUGCCAAACCAACUCUUUCUGAAAUAACAAUGGAUUAAGUCAAUGCUCACCGGUGGAUUUCAACAGGGCAUUAAACCAUAGUAUGUCUGUAGUCCACCACCUGAAACCAUUAAGACUAAAAUAAAUGUCUGUGUGUGGAAUAAAUGUCACACCAAUCAAUUGGAUCCAUAUCUGUGAACUGUGAUUUGAGUCUAAGUAAGUAUGUGGUUCUCCUAUUCUCCAUGUACUGGAAGAUGCUAGCUGAACAGAGGAAAAUAAACAUCCAAAAGGACAUUGUUGUGUGUGUUGUCUAUGCUUUAAGAAGGUGGACCUGGCAAUGGAAUUGGAAAGCCCCUCAAUCACUUUCCUCAAAAGCGUCUCUAUAGGGGGAACUCCUAAGUGCGAAUGCAGUGAAAGAUGUGGCCCACAACUGACCUGCCAGCAAUCACACAGCCCUUCCUCAACCAGACGUGAUUAGCAAAGUCCCUUGCUUAGUGCAAGUGGCUACUCGAGUUCUAUGCGUUGUCCCAUUCUCCCACCCUGUGCACUUCGGGUGAUGUGUUUCCGAGUGCAAAGCACCUUGGCUGAGGCCGCAGUCAUGUGGUCCCACAGCCCUCACACACUUGCUAAAUAAAUAAAUGGGACUCUUUGCAUUGUGCUCGUUCUUGUAACUAUCGGUAUGCACACUCAAAUGUUGCCUUAAACUGUUUCAGCUGACCUUUAGAGCAGCAGUAUUUUCCUUUAUUUGUGAACAAUGUUAAAAAGGCGAAGAAACCUAAAUGCAUAUGUCGUAUGAACUAAUAUUAACAGCAAGAGAGCUUAGCUGUACACAUGGUCACCGCUAUGAUGAUUUGCAUCACUGUUCCUCGACUGCCCUCUAUUUUCUUGCAAUCCGAAUGUCCUAAUGGACACUUCAAGAGUUCUACGUUGCACAGACUGUAAGACACUCAAGACUUAACAGUGGAUGUGUUGAGCUGUGCCUGCUAUUCUCACAACUCAGUGUCCAAAAAAAAUAAUAAUUUUGCUGAGAUAUUAGACAAACAUUUGCACGAUCCUGUCCCUGGUAAGCAUGCUUCAAUCUCUUUGAAGAGACUCAAUUCUAUCGGGCUGCAGUUAGUUCACUCCCCUUGGACCCACAGCUGCUUCUGGUUUUGCUGCAGUUGUCAGAAGUGGGAUUUCCGCCCUGUGAGGUCAUUGUGAUUUCUGUGGCUGAUUUGGGUGAAGGAACGCUGCAAGAAACACCUGAAAACACCAGUCAGCAGAAGUACCAUAAUCUCUUGGUAGUGACUCGCAUUCUGAGUGGAAUGUUUGAUUCCCUCAGCAGACCAAUCCAUCAUCUCAGUGUAUAUCUGUAACAUAUCACGCAUGGACGAUGAUAGCCAGGUUAUUCAUGCAUGUUAACCAUUUGUGAAAACAAGCACUUGAUUGCAGUUGGUUGAACUGUAGAGGGCAGUUCAUAAGCGCAGACGAAGGACCUGGAAGGAUUCUGUAUAGAGGAAUGUUCUAAGAUCCCUCCCAAUGUGUUCUCCAACUCGUAAAACAUUUUAGAAAAAGGUUCAGUGCCAUUAUCCUCGCAAGGUGAUGUAUUGAAAACAGAAAUGUCAAUUUUGACCCCUACCUUUUUGAUAAAUUAUUACUUGUUAAACAAAAUCUUUCUCUGAGCAAUUGUAUUAGUAUAAAAUAAUAUAAUUUCCCUUUUUGUUGCAUACAAUAUAGUAAUUUUUGCUCAUCUUUAUCAAGGGUGCCAAUAAUUUAGGACCCCACUGUAUGUGAAUUAUUGACUUUUCCAGUGCUAACUAAGAUUUGUACGUUUUUACAGCCGUAGUCUGUGUUGUUCAAGCACUAUUUGUCAUCUAAAGACCAUAUCAUUGAUUGUGGCAUUGAUCUCUAACUGAUGUUGUGGGUCUCACAGGACAAGCUACCAGGGAUCAUGAGGUACCACAUUUCACGGAUAUCAAACACUACUUGCGAUACCUGAAGCUUGAUGAGCCCAUCAUCGGUAACUACUGUAUUUUAAAACCAUGUCUAAUUCAACACAAAAUUCUAACUUUAAGUUGGUGCCCAAAGAGCACAUACUUGUAGAAGAGAACUGGAUCAAAAAUAGUUAAGAGACUAAUGAUAGUUAUGUUUAAAGUGUCUCUUUCUGACCAGUACGUCUUAUUUCUUCAUGUCAGGUUUGAGUGUUCUGGACGAGGUGGAUCCGGUCUCCCGUGACGGUCAGCCUGGCCCCAGAUACAUCUGCAGAAUGUGCGAUCUGGAUGCAACCUUACCCAACAUGGUCAAUCAUAUAAUUGGUCGCAAACAUCGACAGAAAUACCUGGUAAGGAGGUGAUUUACUGGCUGUUGUAGUCAAUGGUUUAUCCGUGUAAGAACCCCCAAAAAUAAUUUGACAUCAUAACCUUGACAGAAGCUGGAUGUGUCUCAUGCAUGAUCUCCUCUUUCUUGCUGGACAUUUUUAUUAAAGCCAAGCAAGGAUCAUGAUGGUCAGGAGCUUAAAUAUAGUGAUGAUUGAUGUACUUUCCUUCUUCUAGGAGGUGAAAAGGAAAGACUUGGUGACAUGGGACAGUACCAGUAUCCUGGCUCAAUCAGGGAAGGCUAUACGGGCCAAGGCGGAGAUUGUGGAAAGACAGGAUGGGCAAGGAAGUCCAAAGGUAAGUCAUGAUGACUAUAUGAUUCCCCUGGUAAGGUACCUGCUUAUUGACAACAGAGUUUACAUUUAUAUUUGUUAUUUAGCAGACGCUCUUAUCCAGAGCAACUUACAGGAGCAAUUAGGGUUAAGUGCACGUCAACAGAUUUUUCAAACUUAGUCAGCUUCGGGACUCCUUUCGGUUACUGGCCUAACGAUCUUAACCACUAGGCUACCUGCCACUGUAGGUCUACAUACUAUGUCUAUGUGCCUCUGAUAAAGAAUCAAGUAAUUGUUUAGUUUAUUUGCAAGUGUUAAUAGUGUUCUAUUUGAAAUCUUGUGAUCCUAAUCUUUGGUUUUUAUUUUAGCCUUUGAGGAAAAAACGAAAUGUGGGCAAGUUGAACAUUUCAAGAGGUAAGAUCUUUUACUUCAGAUAAUUUUUUUUGACACGUCUUCUAGUCAAAUCAGAAAUAAAUACAAAAAAAAUCUACACUAAACAUUUUCCAACCAUGAGUCAUUGAACUAGCUGUGUUUAUUCUCAACUUGUCCAGGAUCACAAACAGAAAACAUUGACAAUGUUAUUUUCCCUUUUUCAGCACCCCCGAAAGAAAGAGGGGCUCAGAAUCAGCCAAAACCAACACUUGCUCGUCCAUCAGACAUGAGGCGGGAAGGGCGCCUGCAUCCAGGGAGGAUGGAUUUGCCUUGCGGGGAGUACCACCACAGAGGAGGCCAUGCUGAAGAUGAUCUAUAUAGAUCUCCCUUCCAUGAAGACGAUCCUUACUUAUUGGCCGGUGCAGCGCGAGAGGCCUACUUGAGGGGAGGAGACCUCAGUCUGCGUGGUUUUGAGGAAGACGGGCUUCGUAGAGCAAGUGAUCAUGAAGAUGACCUUCGUAGACGGGAGUUUAUGGAGGAUGAGCUUCGUAGAAGGGACCACUACCUUGAAGAACAAAUCCAUGGUCAGGAUUAUUUGGAGGACAUGCGUAGACGAGAGUUCUUGGAGGAGGGUGAUACAAGGCCAGGCCACCCAGAGGAAAUCCCUCAUCGCCAAGCAUACCCUGAAGAACCUCCACGCAGGAGCGUCUACCUGGAGAAUGAUCCUCUCAAGCAGUUCUAUUCUGAGGAGGUUCUCCGUAGAACAGCUCAUGCUGCUGAAGCUUCUAAGGAGCGGGCCUUUCGGGAAGAUGAAUCACCACAUGGGAGGCGCUAUCCUCAUGGUCCGGCCUAUCUGGAGGAAGUUCCUCCCGAACGAGCAUAUCUGGAGGAAGUGCCUUCCGAACGAGCCUAUCCUGACAAAGCUCCUCUUUGCUUUGAACACGCCCAUGGAAGGGCAGCCCACGGACCAUCUGUUCAUGAAGACGCUUACUCAGAGGAUCACCGUAGAAGCGGAUAUCUUGAGGAGGAGGAGGUGCAACGCAGGGCGUACCCAGAGGAGGAACCGCGUGGGCCAGGCUAUCCAGAAGGCAACCCUCAUAGGCGAUCUCUCGACAGGGAUCCAAACGGCCGUGGCUACCCCAAGGGGCCAGAUAGGCAAGGAGCUGCUGACCAAGAUUUGAGGUUCACAGAUCAAAUGGCGGAACCAAUGGAGACAGGGGGUCAAAGCAGCAGGGAGCAUUUGUUUGACCUUGUCAAGGCCAUUCGUCAGGAGGGGAGGGGUCCGCAUCAUCCAGAGGCAGAGCGAGGGAUGGGACCACCAGGCAUGAGGGGGCCUCCUCAGAGGCCAGCAGAGGGCGGCAGAGUGAGAACAGAGAUCCCCGAACCUUUCCGGCGCUUCCUGGAAGGAGCCACAGAUGACCACAAGAGCCCCGGGAAACGGAAGAGAAAGAGCAGGUUCUCCGAUGCCACAGAACAGGAGCGGGACGUGGUGAAGAAAAUGUAAGUGUGAAUAAAUGCACAGGUGAAAGGUGUUUUGGUUACUAUUACGCUAAAGGUGUUCUAUAAUGAUUCUUACAAAAUCUUCUUCCCUCCAGGCAAGUUGAUGACAAUAGAAGAAGGAUUGAACCUUUUGCCAAGCCACAGGUACAUAGACUAAUUCUAAGCACAACUGACAUUAUAAUUUUUUGUCAUUCAGCAGAUUUACAGGUGCAAUUAGGGUUAAGCGCCUUGCUCAAGGGCACAUCAACAGACUUUUCGCGUAGUCUGCUCGGGAUUCGAACCAGCAACCUUUCGGUUACUGGCCCAACGCUCUUAACCACGAGGCUACCUGCUGCAACUGACAAUUGCUAAGGUUUGUUAAUGGUCUGUAAUGUCUUAUUGUGAUAUUGAGUACCUUAUUCUAAUUGUUUAGGGUGGCUAUCAGGGAGGAGCAGGCUCCAGACCGAUGGCAGAGGCAACUCCAGACACUGGGAAUGUUUUGGAUGAACUGGUAAGAUCCUAAUAAGAGAGGAGUAACACCAAUCAAAAUGCAAUACCCUUUGCACAAAGGCAACUGUCAUAGCCUUUAGUUGACUAGUGCACAUUGACGACUUUUGGGAAGAGAAACUGUAUUAUUUAACUGACCAUGUUCUUUAAUGUACUUGUUUUCUUUCUAGAAUAACAUACAGGUUGAGAAUGUGGAAGAGGCCAACUUCCUGAAGGACAAGCUGUGUAACCUUCUGAAAGAGUUCCAAGCCAAAAAAUCUGAGAAGACAGCGGUAGUGCCUGCGGUAGGUAUUGUGUUGCACAGCAUGUGUUGCGCAGUUGCUUUACGGACGUCAGUUGAUGAUGAAUGGAUAUAGGCUGAUGUGAGAAUGCAAACAUUUCAUCUUCUCUGAAACUUUUAAAAAGUUGGUUUAUGUAAGAUGGUCCUUUUCCUCAUUUCAACUGUAGUACAAAAGCCCAGGUCCAACAGUAAUUUCCAAAGACUACAAUCACAUGAGCAAGGAUCACCUGGAAAGUCCCAGAGACAACUAUGAAAGAAACUACAGAGAGGUGCAAGAGGAGAGACAUUACGAAGGCCAUCCUCCCAGACGCUCACAGGAACGCUACACUCCAGAGACCCUACAGGACCCUUACAGAGGGAAACACAGAGACAUAGACCAGAGAAUGGAGAGGAGAGCCCAAUAUGAAGGUAAACUAUAUAUGCAUGUUUAUCUCGCAACCAAAUUGCAGAAGGUCAUUACUGUCAUUUGUUUCUGUUUGUGGGGCUUUAUUACAAUAAUUCCACAACUACAUUAUCUUCCUUCUUUCAGAGGUCUUUGGGCAUGUUGACAUGUACUCACAAUCUCAUGAUCGUCCAGAGGAGCCAAUGGCAUACCCCCACGAGAGGUGGCAGGGGCCGAUGUACCCUCGUGAUUACCCACCUGCAGAGGAUCUUUACAAUCCCUUCAAUCCUGCACCCCCAACACACUGGGAGCGGGGGUAUAGGACGGGCGGCCCUCAGUCCACCAGCCUAGACAAAAUCACCUCCACCCUCCUGGAACUUGUGGCAAGGAAAAAGUGAUUUUACAGUAGAACCACCAUGUGCAAAAAUAUUUGUAUUGAUCUGAGCUCAAUUGUAUUUCUGUUGUAUUUUGCUUUUGAAAUGUUUCUUCACUUCUAUUUGCUUUGUAAUUGUUCAUGCUGAAGGCUAGUUUUAAGAUAACGUUUAAAAAAAAAAAAAGGUUUUGUAGCAAUUGUUUGACAUUAGUAAUCAGAAAACUUGCUUUGAACUGUGUAGACAUGUUGUUGAAAACUAAUUUCUUUAGAAUAAAAAAACACAGCAUUGUAACUGACAAUAAAACAUUUGUGACCACAAAUUAGUUCUGAUUCGAAAUAAAAGAAAAAUAAAUGUUCCAUAUGCAC
Molecule: messenger RNA, 15281 nt
Organism: Coregonus sp. 'balchen'
Lineage: Eukaryota; Metazoa; Chordata; Actinopteri; Salmoniformes; Salmonidae
Source: the annotation of a GenBank genome assembly